AUGUCAUUGAAUCCAAUGUCUGUAUUGGUAUCGAUAAAAACAUUGCGUCCAGAAGUGGACGACUAUUGGCUAUCUAUACCGGCGGCCGUGAAGACCAUCGAUGAACUCAAACAACAUAUACUGUUCAUUGAAUGCAUAGACCGAGACAUCGAUGUCGAGCUCUAUCUCUCCGACGGCUUACUUCGUGGCAACGCUUCCAUCUGUGAUGUCAUCCGAGACAGAGAUAGCAUCGAAAUACGGGUCAAAUGCGCGGACAAAAAGGCCGAAGCGAUCCUCCAAUGGAUUCGCGGAUUCAAUGAAACGCUUAAGAUAUCAAGUGAUGCGGAGUACGAGUUGAAGAACCGGUGCCACGGAUUGGACGCACUGUUGGCCGAGUGUCGGAUCAAUCCGAGAGACCAAUUGACAGGUGUUAUGGCUAAUGCCGAUCCUCUUGGAGGCCAAGUGCGUGACCGCGAAGAACUGCCACCAUUUGUACCAUAA
Molecule: messenger RNA, 480 nt
Organism: Medioppia subpectinata
Lineage: Eukaryota; Metazoa; Arthropoda; Arachnida; Sarcoptiformes; Oppiidae
Source: the annotation of a GenBank genome assembly